AUGUAUGAAUUUUGUGUCAUCAUCCUUAACUUUGUUGUCAACCACACAGGGCGCGGUACUGGUUACCGCCACCGUGUGCGGAGAUGGCCGACUUCGAAGCUGACCCAGCGGAGCUUCAAGUUGGUCACUCCAGCCCUGCAGCCGGACCAGAAGAUGGUGUUCGUCGUGGGAGCCUCCCACCUGCGGCCCAUGGUGGAUGGGAUCGUCGCCAUGCCAGAGGGACCUGUCUCUUUUGCUUUUCUGUCUGUUCCAGGUGCACAGGCAGCAGAGCUGAGGAAGGAGGUGUCCCACGCCACUCUCCCUUGGACCCCGGACGUGGUCUGCGUGAUGGCCCCCAGCAACAACCUGACAGCCAGCAGGAACAUCGGAGAGGCGUCGCUGGACUUCGGUGCUCUCCUGGCUACAGUCUGCAGCCGCUGGGCGAAGGUGUUUGUGCUGGAUUUCCCUCCACGCCUGAACAUCGAGCCUGGCCUGCAGGAGCUGUUUCGCCAGGAGUUCCGCCGUGUCGCAGCACGCAUGGGUCUCCCGUACGUGUCUGUGGCAGAGCACCUCCCUCUGGAUCGGUUGGAGCUGUGGAGCCGUGACAGUGUGCACCUCAGCGACAGCGAUGGGACGCCGAUCCUGGUCCAGGUCCUGUGGGACGCCGCGGUCCGCCAGCUGGCUCCUCCUCCUCCUCCUCCUCCUCUGCCUUCGGUGCCCCCCCGGACUUCGCCUCGUGCCAGGGUCUCCCCCGUGCUGGUCGUGACGGGACACAGGCCCGCGCCCUGUCACCGCGACCCACUGGAGUGGACCGUGGUCGGACAGGAGGGCAAGGCUCGAGCAUCUCCGGUGCAAGAGUCUGUCAUCCCGUCCAACCCCGUGUGGUUCAGCGGCAACAUGUUGGAGGCCAUGGAGACGGUUUUUCCUUCUUCAGACGACGAUGACGACACUGCCAUUCCACCAGCUGGCCAGGUGAACUGCCUGAAAAUUAUAUCAAUGAAGCAACCCUCACCUGCCGAUGAGAUUAUUGCUUUCUCUGAGCUAAUUAAUGAUCAGUCUUGUUCUUCAGAUAACUAAUGGUUCCCUGUG
This is a messenger RNA of Myripristis murdjan (pinecone soldierfish), 1068 nucleotides long. RefSeq lists its product as uncharacterized. The record is from RefSeq and is a predicted model, not a curated record. The coding region runs from base 1 to 1056 and encodes 351 amino acids. The transcript is spliced from 6 exons. Lineage: Eukaryota; Metazoa; Chordata; Actinopteri; Holocentriformes; Holocentridae.